Trachymyrmex cornetzi is the source of this 2316-nucleotide messenger RNA. Its product is annotated as G-protein coupled receptor Mth2. Lineage: Eukaryota; Metazoa; Arthropoda; Insecta; Hymenoptera; Formicidae. The record is from RefSeq and is a predicted model, not a curated record. The transcript has 7 exons. Gene Ontology annotation, biological process: G protein-coupled receptor signaling pathway; cell surface receptor signaling pathway. Gene Ontology annotation, cellular component: membrane. The coding region runs from base 884 to 2188 and encodes 434 amino acids. Gene Ontology annotation, molecular function: G protein-coupled receptor activity.
AACGCACUUGAAAAGAAAUCUGACGUAUCAGCGAAUCAUUGUUUUGAUCUAGCCAAUGUCCUCGAGGGAGUCGAAAGGUUCUACGUGAGGAAAAAGGCUGGAAAGGAAAAGAAACAAAUACGCAGCUUGGUCACACUGCACGAGUCCAUUCAAAAGUGGGAGAGGAUUGGCGCUAUCUCAACCGUCUCCACAUCGUUGGUAAGCUCCGGAGAACAGUCUACCGUCACGUUCAGUUUCGCUCGCAGCGCAACAACGUGAGCUCCAACGCGACUCAUUACUCCAAUCGCUUAUCAGGAUCCAACCGUAUCGGCCAUCAAAACACGUAGACUUCUCUGUAAAAGCACGUGACACGCGUCGAGGGCUUUUCUCGUGAUUUCGAUAACGUGCAUGCAUCCUGUCUGGAUCAUUCUGAGCAAAUAGGAAACUACCUUUUUCAUCAGUUUUCGAGUAAAAGCGAAGGUCGAGUGAUAAGAAGCCGAUAAGGUCGUUGGAAUCUUCUUCUCAUGCUUCUCACGUUUGUAGCAACUUAAGGGAGGAAGGAAGAAGCACGUUGACAGGAAGGUAUUUGCGGAAAAUCGCGACAGAAGCAAUCAGUAGUAUCGAAAUCGUGGAUCUUGUCAUUCAAUUGCUGAGGAAUUUUUCAUAAGAACUACAGAAAGCAAACGCAAUCGUUUCUUCCGUGACAAACGCCAGUGUGGCCUGCCAGUCCGUUGACCCUAGUCGUGUGUGUCGCGCCAAACAAGUGAUUCUUCCCUUGGAGAACAUUUUGAAGUUCGCGUUGCCGACAGCUUCUUUGGCGUCGCCCAACUUAGCUAUCUAUAUCGGCGAGAAGCAGACUCGCUUUGUACAUCGAGGAAUCAGGAAAUGCGGUAACGAGAGCGAGAUGAUGUCGUUGUCCGACGUGAUUUAUGGCAGGCAGCUGAGCACGUCAUCAAUCAGAGGUCUCUGGUUGCUGUGGUUCUGCCUGUUCGCGAGUUUGAUCUCCCCGAGUUUAUCCGUUAACGUAUCAUGCUGUCCAGAGGGAACGAUAUGGCAACGUACGUCCAAUUGCUCUGACGGCACAAAAAUCCGUCUAGACUGUUCGAGCAUCUUCCUGAUGGAUCCUCAGCAGAGCAAACAUGACAACUUUACUGUUAUCUAUGAGGAGGGCACCGCUUGGUUACUGCCAGACAUCGACUAUGAGAAAAUCCCGCUUGACAGAUUCUGCGUAGCCAAAUCGGUGCAGAAUGGUAGCGAGAUUGCCCUGGUGUGCUUUGAGCAUGAGCUGAUAGAUGAUGGCGUGUCGAAGAUGUGGAAGAACAUGCUGAUCUGUGUCGUCAGCAUCAUUUCGGCGAUCUUUCUGAUCGCCACUCUGGCGAUUUAUGUUAUUUUGCCGGAAUUGCGAGAGCUGCAGGACAAGGCGAUGAUGGCCGCUGUCACAACUCUGGCGGUCAGCUACACCGUCCUCUCCAUUCAACACUUACGACCGAAUAUGGACGACGAUGAUUAUAUCAUCUGUGUUUCUCUCGGAUUUAUAUUAUAUUUCGCCUUCAUGUCUGCGUUUUUCUGGCUGAACAUCGUGGCCUUCAACGUAUGGCGAUGCGUGUGGUUUAAGAGCUUCAAGAUAAAGGAACAAUCGCUUUUCUACGCUUAUUGCGUGUGGGGAUGGGGCGGUCCAAUGUGUUUCUUGAUCGCCGCACUGACGACACACCAUAUGUCCGGAAAUCACUUGCGACCUGGUUUUGGCGAAUAUACCUGUUGGUUUAGCGGCGCUACAGAGACGUGGGCGUACUUUUACGGGCCGGUCGCUGUUUUGUUAAUAUUAAACAUGCUCUAUCUUGGAAUGACCAGCUGGCGUUUGUGGCAUCAAUAUCGCGAGUACACGGGAAGCAAGUUGCGAAUCAUGCGAUUUAAGUGCCUGCUAUAUAUUAAAUUGGUGCUCGUCAUGGGUAUUACCUGGAUCUUUGAAUUGUUAUCAUUCGCUAUUGGAUCGAGAAUGGAUGAGUUCUGGAUACCGACGGAUCUGUUGAACGGUCUGCAAGGAUUCAUCAUAUUCCUGCUUCUCGUUGCGACGCGGAAAAGGGUGCGAAAAUUAUUGGCGAAGAAGCGACUGUGCGGUAUCGCUUUCCCAAAAUCCUGGGCCGCAUACGAAGACGAGGAGUGCGAAGCGGUACUUCCCGAGGAGCUCGAGCUAUCUCAACAAGGCUAAGGCACUCUGAUUUUUUUUUCAGAAUCAUGACGCGGGUUAAAUGUGAGAAAUAUUGCCUACAGAAAGACAAUCCAAUGAUUUAUUUGUAAAUUAUCUAUUGGAUAUGGGAAUAAGUUUCCGUCCUUUUU